Molecule: messenger RNA, 3713 nt
Organism: Neoarius graeffei (lesser salmon catfish)
Lineage: Eukaryota; Metazoa; Chordata; Actinopteri; Siluriformes; Ariidae
Product: CREB-regulated transcription coactivator 2-like
Exons: 15
Coding region: 1000-3477 (825 amino acids)
Biological process (GO): protein homotetramerization; positive regulation of transcription by RNA polymerase II
Cellular component (GO): cytoplasm; nucleus
Molecular function (GO): cAMP response element binding protein binding
Source: RefSeq, a predicted model, not a curated record
CAGCGCUUUACGGCUUUAUCACGUACAAAAAGAUACAAAAAUCUGGUGGACGUGGUCGUAAGUGGUAAUUUUUGGUCAAUUUUUGGCUUUGCCGUGCUUUGUACGGGGUAUGGCCGUCGGCGGCUGUUUCACUGCUGCAGCACUGUCAAAUCACGGGUAACCGCGGCUCAGCGUCGUUGGAAGAGCGGCUUGCUGCGCAUAUAAAAGCGGUAGGAUAUGUUGAGCCUGUAUCAGUUGGUUCUGUUGGUGCUGGAGCAUUAAGAUGAGGACAUCACAGCGUUGAGGGUUCAUGUUCACCCCUUGACAUCUAGACUGCAAGUGCCGAGGUCUCAGAAAAUUACGGUAUUUACAUGCCGCAAAUCAGAAGUGAUGCAGAAGUGAUUAGACAGUGAUCAAUCGAAUUUAGAACUUGUUUGAGACGUCGUUUAACGGGCUUAGACAGUGGUAUGUACGCGGAAAAAUCCAUUUCUCAGUGAUAAGCCGCUAAACACACGCUAUAUCCCGUGAUACCAACGCGUAACACCCGUCCGAUGACCGUGCUCUGCCCGUGAUAGACCGCCAAACUUUCGCGUCUUACCACGUCUCCCCAAGUUUUAAUAACGGCCGGGACACUGAUUAUCACGUGUUUUUCACGUGUGUUGCACGUCUUUACCACGUGUGCCGGCCGUGGUUGUCCGCGGUCUAAAGUUUUGAGCAGUCCAAAACUUUUUGCCGCGUCCGACGCCGUUCCGAUUUUCCCCUGCGUCCUGUCACGUCUGUAUAUCGACUGUAACACGUCUUAAGUUCGACAUCAACACGAACAACAUCGUCUGCUUCACGGGAGAGCACUUUUUGACGGGUUUUGGCCGUGAUAAAGCCGUAAAGCGCUGUGUGACCGGGCCUUUAAGUAAAGUGUGUGUGUGUGUGUUGAUCGCGCCCUCGAGUUGGACUCUCUCCGUCACUCCCCACUCCCUUGUGAAAGCCCUCCUCUUCACUCGGUAGGCUGAACACUCGCCCUGGAUGUGCGCUCAACACAGCGGCUUGGAGAAGAUGUCCGCCGCGGGUGCUGGAGCUUGCGGACCCGGUGGCGCUCCGGGAUCUGGAGCAUCCAACCCUCGAAAGUUCAGUGAGAAAAUCGCCUUACACACUCAGCGCCAGGCCGAGGAGACUGCUGCCUUCCAGGAGGUCAUGAUGGACAUCACCUCCACCCGGAUUCAGGCUCAGAAGGUGCGACUGGCUAGAACACAGGGCCCUUCCUACGGAGGCUCUCUGCCAAACGUCAAUCAGAUCGGCAGGAACGCGGCCGAUCUCCAGGGCCUGUUCCACUCAAAUUUGGAAUCCAGCCGCUCCACACGGCACCAUGGGCUGGUGGAGAGAGUCCCUAGAGACCGACGCUUUGCCUCCCCCAGCCGACCGUACAGGAGACAUAUGGACAGCUCUCACUGCAGCUCUGCAUACCUGUCUCCACCCCCUGACCCGAGCUGGAGAAGGAACUGGUCCAGUAAUUUCUCCAUGGACAAGAACCCAUUGUUCCGUCUUCCCACCACAGCACUCAACAGAACGAACUCCGACUCUGCUCUGCACACCAGUGUGAUGAACCCUCCCACUGGAGAUCCAUUCAGUACAGGAUACGCCCUAAGUCCACACGGGAGACGCAGCGGUUUGCCUGAGGGUGAAGGGCGGAGAAUGUUUCCAUAUCCAGUCCCUCCAAUAGAGGAGAACGUAUUAGAUGAAGGCAGGCUUUUAAAACCCUGGGACACAAAGAAGUUACCCAUGCUGUCCUCACGACCAAAAUCUUGUGAAGUACCUGGAAUCAAUAUAUUCCCUUCACCAGAUCAGCAGUCCAAUGCCCCUGUUGUCCCGUCUGCUUUGAAUACUGGAGGUUCUCUGCCUGACCUGUCCAGUCUGCACUUCCCCUCACCGCUGCCAACACCACUCGACCCAGAUGAGCCUGGCUACCCGUCUCUCAGCGGGGGCAACAGCACUGGCAACCUAGCCUCCACCCUUACUCAGCUUGGCAUCAAUACCACUAAUGCCUUCAACUCUCCAGGUCUCCUGGCCUCUCUGCAGGGCACACUUAGUAACCCUACUCUCCAGUCUUCUCUUAGCAACCCGAACAUCCAGUCAUCUUUAAGCAGCCACUCUUUCCCCAACUCCCUUAGCUCUGCCUCGCUGCAGUCAUCACUCAGCAAUCCUUCCCUGCAGUCCUCCGUCAGCUCCUCCCCUUCUCUGCAGUCGUCCCUCAGCAACCAGUCCCUUCACUCCUCCCUAAGUAACUCUUCUCUAAGUGGUCAGUCCCUCCCAUCAGUGAAUAGUACAGUGGGGUCAGGCCCCUGUUUAAGUUCCUACCCUACGCUGUUACCUGGCCAGGUGCAGCCACAGUUAAGCUCCUCCCCCCGCAGGCGGGGUCAGCUGUCACCGCUUAACCUGCCCCUGGGCCCGGAUUCCCGCAGGCACCACUCCAAACAGUUCUCGCCCACUAUCUCGACCACGUUGACUUCAAUCACACAGGGUGUCCCACUAGAUACCAGUAACCUUCUGAUGGACCAGAGAUUACCACCAUAUCCUUUCAGUCAGCCUCAGCCAGUCCAAAGCAGUGAUGCACAGAGAGGCUGCUCCUCACCACAGUCAGGCCAGGCACCAAUCCAGCACCAACAAUUACAACAACAUCAGCAGACAGCACCGUCUCCUCAGCACCACCCACAUACACAACACCCACAGGCCAUGCAGCUGCACAUGCAGAACAUGCACAAUCUACAUAAAACGCAGAACUUUCCAUUCGAACACACCCAACGACAACAGGGCUCCCAUCUCCAGCCACAGCCGAACCAAAACCGCAACAGCGCAGCUGACACGCCAGGGCCAGUGAACUCGCAGAGCAUGCAGGAGCCUGAUGGACAGACGCAAACACACAUACAAGCUGCACAGCAAGAACAGAACCAGAACCUUCCUCAACUUCAGCAGAUCAGCCAGUCUCUAGCCAGCGAACUUGGGCUUUACAACGAUUCCUUAUUACUGAAUUCCCUUCUGGAUGAUCCAUACCUGGGCCUACAACUCACUGGCAGGCAAAACCAGAACUUUUCUCAGCAGUUCACCAUUGACUCUCAUGUGGAGGGUUUGACCUUUAACCACAAUGUGGACUCUGGAACCCCCGCUAAAGGCCAGGAUGGCUCCUACCCCAGCAACCAAGGGGUGCUGGACUUGCUGGACUCCUCAGAUCAGCAGUUCCUCAAUGCCAGUCAGAACCAGAACUAUGGAAGUGGGCGCCACCCUGUCCCCAACAUCAUACUGACUGGUGACUCUCCUCCUGGUUUGUCGAAAGAGAUCACCAGUGCUUUGUCCGGCGUGCCAGGCUUUGAGGUGGACUCGUUCUCUUCAGACGACACACUCAGGAUGGAGCCUCUGGCUCUGGAUGGCCUCAACAUGCUCACCGAUGGAGACUUGAUGCUGGCCGACCCUGCCGUGGAGGACUCGUUUCGUUCUGACCGACUCAAAUGAACACGAGAAGAGAGAUUCGAACGACUGGGAGUCAGGAGACGUCCAUACAACGUGCGAAGAAGAAGUAGUAGUGAAGUCUUGAAGGCAUUCCAGUGGGAUUUCUCCUUGAAACCAGCUGAAGAGAUUCCUGAAAGGGACCAACUAUGUUUAUGAUUAAAAAUAAAAAGUGUUAGUCCAGCUGUUUUUGCUGUAAGCCCCAUGCACUUGCUGAGAGUUUUUUUUUUUUUUGAUGCAAA